CAUAGUGUACAUGAACUGCGAUUAUAUUUCUGUCAUGCUUAACCUAACCAAUUUUAUCUCUAUUUUCUAUUGAAAACAGUGUAUUAACCUUGCUACGGUUAUUAUAGAAUAUGGAUAUACUAAAUUCAUAUGGAUUUUUUUCUUUGGUGUAUGUAAAUUUGGUUAAUAAUAGAGGUUUGAAGGAUGUGACAAUAUAUCAGAGAUUGAUGAAAAAUGACUGUAUAUGUCGGCAGUAGUGCCUAUAUAUCAGUAAAUGUUAAAUCACUGAUCGAAGGAAGUUACUGUUUAUAUCAGUGAUUGAAGGAAGUGACAGUAUAUAUCAGUGUUUGAAGGAAGUAAAUGUUACUGUUUAUAUCAGUGAUUGAAGGCAGUGACAGUUUAUAUCAGUGACUGCAGGCAGUGACAGUUUAUAUCAGUGAUUGAAGGAAGUGACAGUAUAUAUCAGUGUUUGAAGGAAGAAAAUGUUACUGUUUAUAUCAGUGAUUGAAGGUUGUGACAGCUAGGUUAUAUUAGUGACUGAAGUAAGUUUUUGCAGGCAGUGUCAGGUUAUGUCAGUGACUGAAGGAAGAGGCCUAAAUGUGAUUGAAGGCAGUGACAGUUUAUAUCAGUGAUUGAAGGCAGUGACAGUUUAUAUCAGUAAUGACAGUAACAAUUCAUGGGGAAAGUGACAGUGACCGGUACUAUGAUCUACCAGAUCCAGAAGCGUCAUUAAAUACAGAAGAUGAAUAUUUCAGUGAAGACAGUCCGUUGCUAGGGAAAACACGGGCGACAACACCAAUCCCAUCAAUAUGUAGGUCAGGGUCAAUAUCAAUUUCUUCAUCACAUGUUGAUUCAGAAAGUUCUGGUAUAUCAAUAUGGACGUUAACACGUGUGCAGAAGAUCGUGCUUGCCACCACGGCCGCCGUGGACUUGCUAACUUUUCUCAGUGUUUCAAUUAUGGCGCCGUUUUUCCCAGAGGAAGCAUUGAAGAAAGAUGUCAGUGAUACACUAUCAGGCUGGAUUUUUGGAACUUCCCCAUUUGUACAGUUUGUUAUGUCUCCAGUCAUAGGAAAACUGAUGCCACAUACUGGUGUGAAGUUCAUGUUUCUUGCAGGAAUGUUCAUUUUCAGCGGAUGUACAAUUUUGUUUGGUAUGUUGGCCUACGUACCAUCUGACAACGGUAAUGGAGUGUUUAUAGCCCUCGCGUUUCUUUUACAAGUGGUGAGAUCAGUUGGUAUAACAGGCGCGUCAACAGCCUCGUUUGUCCUCCUUGUACAACAGUUUCCUGAUAACAUCUCCUCAGUAUUUGGAUUUGGUGAAAUAUUUGUUGGUUUAGGGUUGGUAGCCGGACCUGCAGUCGGCGGUGUACUCUAUGGUCUGGGAGGUUUUUAUUUACCUUUUGUAUCAAUUGGAGGACUGGCUAUGGUUUGCUUACCGUUCAUGGCGUUAUUUGUACCUUCAGCUGCGGAAGACUCUGCAGGCAACGCGGACAAGGAUCAACCAAGAGUACCAUUCACUAAAAUUUUCUGUUCACUAAACGGUCUUCUCACAACAUUUACGAUUGUUGCUAGUACAUUCAUGUGGUCAAUACUUGAUCCUACACUCGAACCGUACCUCAGGAAGUUUGAUCUUAGUCCCGAGCUGAUUGGAAUUAUAUUUCUUGUAAUGGCUUGUGCGUAUGCGGUGACGGCUCCCCUAUGGGGAUGGGUUUCCGACAAAGUGGAAGACGGGAGACCGCUACUGGUAGUUGGAUUUUUAUUCGCCUGCCUCGGUUCUUUGUUGAUAGGACCCUCUCCAUUAAUAGGCCUAGAUUCAGAGUACAAUCAGUUAUGGUUGGUGAUACUGGCGCUAGUGAUUCUAGGAGCCUCUGCUAGUCUGUCUUCCGUGCCGACGUUUGACAUGUUCUUCAUGUUAGCAGAAGCUGCAGGAUGUAAAACUGACACAACGACUUAUUGUAUGGUGUCUGCUUUCUGGAUGUCCAUGUACUCUCUCGGAGAUUUCCUUGGUCCGUCUGCUGGUGGAUUUUUGUUGGAUACUGUAGGCUUCAACACAAUGUGCACCUAUACUGCUGGUCUGUGUCUUUUUAUGAGUUGCUGUCUUACAUUGAACUGGCUGUGUGAUUUAAAAGCUGUACAAAAAUGCCGCAAACAAAAGGAUGAUCUGAAAGUUGAGCAUGUGUACGAAACUUUUCAAACAAAUGACUGCUAUACGUCAUCAUUGGUAGAGUAGUCAUGGGGGAAAUACAGACCUGGUGCACAUUGUCUACUAAAUUGUCCAUGUGUUCAUAGAUACUGCAUCAAACUAUCUUUCAUCAAAAGAUGUCAGCGAGUCAAAAUUUUGAUCAACAAUACAUUUCCAAGUGCAUCAUUUAAAGCGAUAGUGAGCAAAAUGCUAAAAUAAAAACUAAGAAUCAUCUGCUGUACCAUGACAUUUGUAUCUUUUCAGCAUUAUCAUAUACCAUGACAAUUAUGUGCAAUAAAAACAAACAUUCAG
Molecule: messenger RNA, 2472 nt
Organism: Mercenaria mercenaria
Lineage: Eukaryota; Metazoa; Mollusca; Bivalvia; Venerida; Veneridae
Product: MFS-type transporter SLC18B1-like
Exons: 14
Coding region: 640-2208 (522 amino acids)
Biological process (GO): transmembrane transport
Molecular function (GO): transmembrane transporter activity
Source: RefSeq, a predicted model, not a curated record